UUUUUCGUUUAAAGUUAUGUCAUAGAAUACAUUUUGAUAUACUUUUGGGUCCAUCACUCUAAAUGAUGAUUUUAUUAAUUUAUCCUUACAUUUUUUGGGAAACACGCUUGUCUGACUGAGCAUAACUAAUAACAAAAAAGCCAAUUUAUUAUCAGUGAUCUGUGCCACCUGUUUGGAAAAAGUCCUAUGUGUGAGAAUAUAACAAAGCUUUUUCAGCCCAGCAAAUUUACUUUCUGUGAUUGUCUUUCUUCUUCUUCUUCUUCUAAUUCACAGACAAAGUUCAUCAGAAAACCAAUAUUUCUGGUCCUUGAAGAAGCUAUGACAAAAAGCAAAAUUUUAAAUCACUUCACUUUGUUGUUGAUCCUUAUAAUCUACACCUGGUUUCUAAAGGGAGUAACCUCAGAAGAUUACAUAGUUGGUGAUGGUGAUGAAUGGAACAGCCAAGGCAACUUUUUAACUUGGUCAACAAAGUACAACUUCACUGUUGGUGAUGUGCUUGUUUUCAAGUACGUAAAGGGACAACACAAUGCAUAUGAGGUAGAUGAGAAAACGUUUCGAUCAUGUGAUGCGAGCAGCGGCGUGUUGACAAAGUAUGAGAGUGGAAAUGAUAAAGUCAAACUCACUGAAGCCAAGAAGUAUUGGUUUAUAUGUAAUGUAUCAGGCCAUUGCUUUGGUGGGAUGAGAUUUAGCAUUGAUGUUAAACAAGGUAAUAAUCCCUCUUCUGAUGAUACCAAUCCAACCACAGAUGGUUCUCCAACUUCUCAACCUGAUGAGCUGCCAGCAGUUCCACCUUCCAGCUCUAGUAGAAGCACUUUGUCCAGUGAAACUUGGAAAAAUGGGAUUUACACUUUGGUAUUUGUGAUCUUAUUCAAAUUGUUUUAUUAAUGAAAUCAGCAAGUUUUUUUUUUCUUGUAAUUGUUGUGCAUAUAUAGUAACAUUCUUUCAGUUCAUAAAACAACCACUGAUCUUUAGCUUCCCAAGAUUUGUAGACAGUAUGGUGUUGGGGAAGUUAGUGUAUGAUGGCUGAAAGCUAUGUAUUUGGUACAUUUAUACAUACACAACGCACAUAGAACUUUAUUGGUAUGUCUGAAAUAAA
Cannabis sativa is the source of this 1096-nucleotide messenger RNA. RefSeq names its product blue copper protein. The record is from RefSeq and is a predicted model, not a curated record. Bases 187 to 885 code for a protein of 232 amino acids. Gene Ontology annotation, cellular component: plasma membrane. Gene Ontology annotation, molecular function: electron transfer activity. The transcript has 2 exons. Lineage: Eukaryota; Viridiplantae; Streptophyta; Magnoliopsida; Rosales; Cannabaceae.